AUGACAGACCAAACUGAGACACCAGCAUCACUAGAUGUUUCUGAUGAUGAAUCAAGUGAAACUACUUUAAGUGAGUCAUUACCAUUCCCUAAAAUCAUUGAAAAUUUGAGAAAUGGAGCAAAAGAUGCAAUUGAAACAAAGGAUUAUUUUUCAUAUGACACGUUAAUUGAAAUAUAUUUAGAUGAUGUAUCAAAAUAUUCCAAUGAAGAAAAAGAAGAAAUAAUGACAACAUUAUUAGAAAUUUUUAAAGAAAAUGAUACAUUAGUUUAUGAAAUUGGUUGGGAUAUACCAAGUUUAAUAUUACCAUAUGUUGAAUCUGAUUAUCAAUUUACUAAUGGAAUUAGAAGUUCACCAUGUGUUUAUAAAAUUUUAAAAAUUUUUGAAUUAUUAGCAAUAAAAGGAAAUCCAAAAGAAUUACUUUUAAAAAGUUGUGAAAUAUUAAGUAAUUUACAAUUAAAUGUUGAUAAUGAUUCAUAUGAAAAUACUGAAAUUUCAAAUAAAGAAAAAUUUUUUGAAAUUAAAAUAUAUUGUAUUGUUGAAUUAAUUGAUUCAUCAGUUAGAAAAUUUGCAAAUUUAUAUCCCUCAAGAAUUUUAGCAAUGAUAAUUACAUCAUUUAUAAAUCUUAUAAAUAAUUUAGAUUAUCUGGAAAUUACAACUCAUACAGUUUAUCAAUUUGUGCUAAAAAGAUGUUAUAGUUUUGUAAGAAAUUAUCAUAGACCUGCAAUACCAGAAAAAUCCAAGAAUGAAUAUUCAAAAAAAGAACUUGAAAAAAUAAUUGGAGAUGAAGAUUUUUUAAUACGAAAGUUACUUACUGGGUUUAUUACAAAUAUAAUAUAUAUGGCCACAGCAAAACAUUCGGAACAAUUAGCUUUAAGUCAUUUUCAUUACUUACAAAAGAAACAAAAUAAACCAGUACAAGAAACAGAGUUUGACAAUAUAAUUUUACAAAGAUAUGUUGAGCUUUCAUAUCUGUUUGAUUUAUACUUGGGUCAUCUAUUUGAAGAUUUAGUGAAGAGCACUAGAAAUUUCUUUCAAAAAUUAGAGGAAGAUACUAAUGAUGAUAAUGAUACAGAAGUACUAUUUGAAAAAUGUGUUGUUGAUUAUCAAUCAAAUUUAUACACAAAUAUUGUUAAUCAAGCCGUUAGUAAAAUACAUGAUUCAAAAUUAGGUGAAUUCAUUUUAUAUACUUACAAAAUUUCGUCUUCACAUGAAUUUGAAAACCCAAAAAUUACUUUAACUGACGCUAUACAAUUGACAAUCAAACUAAUAGUUCCUCAAAUGGUUCAAUCUUCGUUUGUCCAUAUUACGUUACAAGAUUGUUGUAUAUUUUGGGUUUGGUAUGCAUUAGAACAAAAUAAUACAGAAUCCUUAAAAUUAGAAUUAGCUACAAUUCCUAAAAAUGUUUUGAUUACAUUUUAUCAAACUAUAUUAUUUGUCAUCAUAACUAUAGAAUCUACUAUAUUUAAUUAUAUGGCUUUUACUUUAUUGACAAAAUUAUUAAUAUUAAGUCCAGAAGAUAUUGGAUAUGAUUUCAUAAAGGAUUCAAUUGAAAAUUGUCCAUAUGAAAAAGUAAGACCGUUUUUGAUUGGAAUUUAUAAAGAAUUAAUUUUAAAAUUGAAAAAUCCAGAUGAAGAAUUAAAUGAAUUAUCAAAUAUUUCAUUAAAAGAUGCACCAAAUUUACCACCGAGAAAAGAAUCUAAUCUGAAGUCAAAUAAAUAUUAUAGAUUCGAUGAAGAUCGAUUACAUGAUAUUUUAGAAUGGGUUUUAAUUGCUCAAUCUAAUGCAUUUAUACAAAAUUUAGAUGGUUCAGAUAAAGUGAAUGAGAAUGAUAUAAAGAUUGAUCCAACAAGAUUAUCUACAUUAGCUUCUGUUUUAAACUUGUUAGUUGCAAUCAGAAAGGAUCCAAUAUUCAUUGCCAAUAAGGAAAAGAUUGAUAGAAUUUUAAACAGCGUUGAAAAAAAUAUUAAAAUAAUUAAUGAAACAUCGUCGAAUCAAUUUGAAAAGAAUGCAGCUGGUAUGCUCGAGUUAACUGUGGAUAGAAUUAAAGAGUAA
Molecule: messenger RNA, 2052 nt
Organism: Lodderomyces pseudojiufengensis
Lineage: Eukaryota; Fungi; Ascomycota; Pichiomycetes; Serinales; Debaryomycetaceae
Gene: YBP1
Product: Ybp1p
Exons: 1
Coding region: 1-2052 (683 amino acids)
Biological process (GO): cellular response to oxidative stress
Cellular component (GO): cytoplasm
Source: RefSeq, a predicted model, not a curated record